Messenger RNA from Rhododendron vialii, 1949 nucleotides. Its product is annotated as protein TIC 62, chloroplastic-like. The record is from RefSeq and is a predicted model, not a curated record. The transcript has 13 exons. NCBI's taxonomy places the organism in Eukaryota, Viridiplantae, Streptophyta, Magnoliopsida, Ericales, Ericaceae. The coding region runs from base 114 to 1697 and encodes 527 amino acids.
UUCCAGCGGGGUCCAUCAUAUCUACAUGGAGUGGAGGUGCAGCAACAACAGCUAAAUUGUAAACUACCACAAGAUUGAACCCUCUCUCUCUCUCUCUCUCUCGGAUCCUAGCAAUGGAGCUUCGUUUCCAACCAAACAGCAUGACACGCAUACCCUCCGCUCUUACCCAAGUUGGUUUGAAAGAGAAACAGUUUGUGGGUGGUCAAGUGAUCAAGAUUCCCAAUUGUAAGGGGUACCCAAAUGCCACAAAGCUCAAAUUCUCUGGUUUCAGAGCUCAAACUUCAGGCGCUACAAAAUUUAGCUCAAAGGCUGUUGAAGCAGUUCCAAAGAAUGCCAAUUCAAAAGAUGACAAUCUUGUAUUUGUUGCUGGUGCUACUGGAAAAGUUGGGUCACGGACCGUAAGGGAGCUUUUGAAACUGGGUUUCAAAGUUAGAGCUGGUGUCCGAAGUGCUAAGAGGGCUGAAUCUCUUUUGCAAAGUGUUCAGCAGAUGAAGCUCGGUGAUGAGGCUGGAAGUGAUGGAACUAAACCUAUAGAGAAGCUUGAAAUUGUAGAGUGUGACUUGGAGAAGGAUCCGAUUGUGCCAGCAUUAGGCAAUGCUUCAGUCGUUAUAUGCUGCAUUGGAGCCAGCGAGAAGGAGGUUUUUGAUAUCACUGGACCAUACCGGAUUGACUAUCAGGCUACAAAAAACCUUGUCGACGCAGCAACUACUGCGAAAGUUAAUCACUUCAUUUUGCUUACAUCUCUGGGAACAAAAAAGUUUGGAUUUCCUGCAGCAAUUUUGAACUUGUUUUGGGGAGUCCUGAUUUGGAAAAGGAAGGCAGAAGAAGCACUUCUAGCCAGUGGUCUCCCUUACUCUAUAGUGAGGCCCGGAGGGAUGGAGCGACCUACUGAUGCUUACAAGGAAACUCACAACAUCAGUCUUUCAAACGAAGACACCUUAUUUGGUGGUCAAGUGUCAAACCUUCAGGUAGCGGAACUGAUGGCCUUUAUGGCCAAGAACCGUAGCCUUUCAUACUGUAAGGUGGUUGAAGUAAUUGCAGAAACAACUGCGCCAUUGACUCCCAUGGGGGAGCUACUUAUGAAGAUUCCAUCUCAGCGUGUUGAAGUUAAACCACAGAAGGAACUUGAUACUGCAGGUUUGCCUCAGUCUUCAGUUUCUAAGACUGUUGUAUCCGAGCCUUCAAGCACUCCUGUUGAGAAAGAACCUGCCGCAGCGAAAGAAAAGGCAAAAAUGUCGCUUUCUCCAUAUGUUAUCUAUGAGGAUUUGAAGCCACCCACAUCUCCUACUCCAACUCCCAGCACUUCUGCUGGCGCUGUUCAAGCAAACAAAGUGGAGCCCAUUCCAGCAGCGUUGGAGUCUCCCCCUUCUGCGCAAAUGAACAUUCCAGAACCCCCAAGCACUGCAACUGAAAAAGUUCCUGUCCCGACAGAACUGAAGAAAGAAAGUCCUUUGUCCCCAUAUGCAAGAUACGAUGACCUAAGGCCUCCUACAUCACCAUCUCCAAAUGCAUCCUCCGGGUCAAUCCCCCCACCAUUGUCUACAGUGGUGAACAAUGUGGCUCAAGCUCUCCCUGCAGAAAAGCCGGUGGAUGAACAGAGUCAUGCUGUAACAAUACCAAGGCCACUCUCACCUUUUGCCAUGUACGAGGACUUAAAGCCUCCAACUUCUCCAUGUCCUACACCAAGGAAGUUGUAGAAAAAGUUACUGCCAUCCGAUUUCUUAUUCAAAAUUUCCUCGAGGACUUUCAUUGAAGGACCUGCACGGACUAUUUACUUGUGAUUCAUAAGAGGCAAAGAAUUGAAAUCGCAGGAGUACUUUUCGGUAUUUUUGGGUACCUUAUCGUCUCUUUAUAGUUGCUUAAUAUUACUCAUUUUCAUUAUGUUGGCCUGCUGUAAACCAAUAACACUGUGAUAUUGAAGAAUAAUAUCAUCUCUCUCUCUCUCUCUC